Messenger RNA from Striga asiatica, 1026 nucleotides. The record is from the annotation of a GenBank genome assembly. Lineage: Eukaryota; Viridiplantae; Streptophyta; Magnoliopsida; Lamiales; Orobanchaceae.
CUUGCCCUAUAUCCUCUCUUUUUCUCUCCCACCGACGCCACCGUCACUCUCCCUCGCCACAAAACACUUCCAACGAAAAUUAAAAAAAAAAAACCCAAAAUCAGAAAUACAGAAAAAAAGGAAAAUUUCCAGUCCAAAUCUGAUCGGAAUCGGGGCUCCCGUCCGUCCGCCGGAAUGUUUCUGUUGGACUGGUUUUACGGCGUUUUGGCAUCUCUAGGGUUAUGGCAGAAGGAGGCUAAGAUCUUGUUCCUCGGCCUCGAUAACGCCGGCAAAACUACGCUCCUUCACAUGCUCAAGGAUGAGAGAUUAGUACAACAUCAGCCGACUCAAUACCCGACAUCUGAAGAGCUGAGUAUCGGAAAAAUUAAGUUCAAAGCUUUUGAUUUGGGCGGUCAUCAGAUCGCGCGUAGAGUUUGGAAGGAUUAUUAUGCCAAGGUCGAUGCUGUGGUUUAUUUGGUGGAUGCAUACGACAAGGAACGUUUUGCAGAAUCCAAAAAGGAACUCGAUGCACUUCUCUCAGACGAGGCACUUGCGAAUGUCCCGUUUCUGAUUUUGGGGAACAAGAUUGACAUACCUUAUGCAGCCUCGGAAGAUGAGCUGUGUUAUCACCUGGGCCUGACAGGUGUGACUACGGGCAAAGGAAAGGUCAAUCUUGCAGAUUCUAACAUGCGCCCUCUCGAGGUAUUCAUGUGCAGCAUCGUGCGCAAGAUGGGCUAUGGUGAUGGUUUCAAAUGGGUCUCUCAAUAUAUUAACUAGGGAUUUGGUUUCAAACGAACGUAAAAUAUCUCUCUUGAAGAAAGAAAGAUGGAAAGGUAAGAAGAAGGAAGAUUCAUUUCUUUUCGGGUGUUGUGUUUGUAUUUUUGCUAAAACUUGUAUUCUUUGCACUUUGAAUCUGGUAAAGUAGGGCGAAAUCUGAUUGCUGCAACUGCUCUGUAUAUAUAUAUUUUUUUUGUUAUCUGACGUUUGAACUUCUUGGAGAAUUUAUGUUACCAGAUUUAAUGUCUUUUAUUUAUUUAUUUAUUUUUU